Myotis daubentonii (Daubenton's bat) is the source of this 3957-nucleotide messenger RNA. RefSeq names its product UFM1 specific ligase 1 (gene UFL1). Gene Ontology annotation, molecular function: UFM1 ligase activity. Gene Ontology annotation, cellular component: endoplasmic reticulum membrane. Lineage: Eukaryota; Metazoa; Chordata; Mammalia; Chiroptera; Vespertilionidae. Gene Ontology annotation, biological process: protein K69-linked ufmylation; response to endoplasmic reticulum stress; regulation of proteasomal ubiquitin-dependent protein catabolic process. The record is from RefSeq and is a predicted model, not a curated record.
CCCUCCGCGCGGCCCGUUCCGCCAGGCUCCCGCCGCCCGUGGGCUGACGUGUCUGCUGUUUCUCGGCGGCUCGACCAGUAGGGCCGUGAUGGCGGAUGCCUGGGAAGAGAUCAGGCGGUUGGCGGCCGACUUCCAGCGGGCGCAGUUCGCCGAGGCCACGCAGAGGUUGUCAGAGCGGAACUGCAUUGAGAUUGUGACUAAAUUGAUUGCUCAGAAACAGCUAGAAGUAGUUCAUACACUUGAUGGCAAGGAAUAUGUUACUCCGGCCCAAAUUAGUAAAGAAAUGAGAGAUGAGCUACAUAUCCGAGGUGGUCGGGUAAACAUUGUUGAUCUGCAACAGGUAAUUAAUGUGGAUCUGACUCAUAUUGAAAAUAGAAUUGGUGACAUUGUUAAAUCAGAAAAGCAUGUUCAGCUAGUGUUGGGACAGCUGAUAGAUGAAAACUAUUUGGAUCGGUUAGCAGAAGAGGUAAAUGAUAAAUUGCAAGAAAGUGGUCAGAUAACCAUAUCAGAACUGUGUAAAACCUAUGAUCUUCCUGGGAACUUUCUCACACAGGCACUAACUCAGAGACUAGGUAGAAUUAUUAAUGGACACAUUGAUCUUGAUAACAGAGGAGUAAUAUUUACUGAAGCUUUUGUAGCUCGACAUAAAGCACGCAUCCGUGGACUGUUCAGUGCUAUUACCCGGCCUACAGCAGUGAAUUCUUUGAUAUCAAAAUAUGGAUUUCAGGAGCAGCUUCUUUACUCUGUCCUUGAAGAACUUGUUAAUAGUGGACGCUUACGAGGCACUGUGGUUGGUGGGAGACAAGAUAAGGCAGUGUUUCUACCUGACAUUUAUUCCAGAACACAGAGUACUUGGGUGGAUUCCUUUUUCAGGCAGAAUGGCUAUCUAGAAUUCGAUGCUUUGUCCAGACUGGGAAUCCCAGAUGCUGUGAGCUACAUAAGGAAAAGAUACAAGACUGCACAACUCUUAUUUUUGAAAGCAGCUUGUGUGGGUCAAGGACUUGUGGAUCAGGUGGAAGCAUCGGUAGAGGAAGCCAUCAGCUCUGGAACAUGGGUUGAUAUUGCACCUCUGCUUCCCAGUUCUUUAUCAGUUGAAGAUGCUGCAAUGUUGCUUCAACAAGUGAUGAGAAAAUUCAGCAAACAGCCUUCAGCUGUAGUCUUUAGCGACACUGUUGCAGUCAGUGAAAAAUUUAUAAAUGACUGUACAGAACUCUUCAGUGAACUGAUGCACCAAAAAGCUGAAAAGGAAAUGAAAAAUAAUCCAGUUCAUUUAAUCACUGAAGAAGAUCUGAAACAAGUCUCCAUUUUAGAAAGUAGUAAUACAAGUAAAAAGGAUAAAAAAGAUGAACGAAGAAGGAAAGCAACAGAGGGCAGUGGAAGUGUGAGAGGAGGAGGUGGGAGCAAUGCCAGAGAGUACAAAAUUAAAAAAACCAAGAAGAAAGGAAGAAAAGAUGAUGAUAGUGACGAUGAGUCAUCUCACACUGGAAAGAAGAAGCCAGAGAUCACUUUUAUGUUCCAAGACGAGAUUGAAGACUUUUUAAGAAAACGUAUACAAGAUGCGCCUGAGGAGUUUCUUUCUGAACUAGCUGAGUACUUAAUAAAACCUCUUAAUAAAAUUUACCUUGAGGUGGUACGUUCAGUAUUCAUGUCUUCAACAACUUCUGCCUCUGGAACUGGCAGAAAGCGCACAAUCAAGGACUUGCAAGAAGAGGUUUCAAACCUAUACAAUAAUAUUCGAUUAUUUGAAAAGGGGAUGAAGUUCUUUACAGAUGAUACCCAAACUGCCCUUACCAAGCACUUGCUAAAGACAGUCUGUACUGAUGUCACUAAUCUCAUUUUCAACUUCUUAGCUUCGGAUUUAAUGAUGGCAGUUGACGAUCCUGCAGCCAUUACAAGUGAAGUAAGAAAAAAAAUUUUGAGUAAAUUAUCAGAAGAAACUAAAUUAGUCCUCACAAAACUCCAUAGCUCCUUGAAUGAAAAGAGCAUAGAAGACUUUCUUUCUUGUCUGGAUUCUGCAGCAGAAACUUGUGAUAUUAUGGUGAAAAGGGGAGACAAAAAAAGGGAAAGGCAGAUUCUGUUCCAGCAUCGACAAGCACUGGCUGAACAGCUAAAAGUCACAGAAGACCCUGCUCUUAUCCUGCACCUCACAUCAGUCCUGUUGUUUCAGUCCUCAACCCACAGCAUGCUCCAUGCACCUGGAAGAUGUGUCCCCCAGAUCAUCGCUCUUCUUAAGAGUAAAAUUCCAGAGGACCAGCAUACACUUUUGGUAAAGUAUCAAGGAUUGGUUGUAAAGCAUUUAGUUCAUCAAAAUAAGAAGACUGGGCAGGAAGAGGAUCCCUUGAGUAAUGAAUUAGACAGUGAAGAAGAAGAUAGCACCAGUACUACUCGGAAAGAACUUCAAGAACUUUCUUCAUCCAUUAAAGACCUUGUUCUCAAAUCCAGGAAAUCAUCUAUGACAGAAGAGUAAUGAACUUAAUUUACUUUUGCCAUGUAGUAAACGUUUUUCCCCAAAGUUACUGCUGAGUUAUAAAUAAUGUUUAUUUCACAAUCUCCAAUCUCCCAUUAGCCCACAAUUUAGUUAAAACAGUACUGUUGUAUUCAUUGUAAAUUUUAUAAAAAUGUGAAUUUUUGUAAAUUGAGUUCUCCAUGGAAGAUUUCUUUAGACAUUAUAACUCUAAAAAUUAUACAUUUAUUUUCUUUCCGUGUACUGAAUGAAGAAUAAAUUUUCUGAUGUCUUUCAUUUCUAGGAAAGGGCUCAUUGUUGUGUUAUAUUUCUAGUGACAUAUUUUUACAUUUUAGGCAAAAAUUUAAAAUGUGGUCAUGUUUUUUUAAAAAGAAAAAUAUCCCUCUGCUGUCAAAAAUGAAAAUUGUGUAUUUUAUUUUAAAGUCAAUAUAAAAUCCUUCAAAAAUAACAGAAAUUUGCAAAAUACUUUUUUAUUGCUGAGCCCUUGCUCUUAUUUCUGGCAGAUAGAGGUUCUUCCAUCUUCCCACAGGAGUGAACUGUUAUGCGGUUGGAAUCUUUAGGGAUGCUUUUACAGCGGAAGAACAUCUAAGUGACCCAUGUGUUCCUGUGUUCUAUUCUAAAACAAGACGCUAACAAAAGAAAGAAUAAAAUUUGCUGCUAAUAGGUAUGUCAUAAGUUACCAAUGGAAUAACUAAAAGUGUUAUGCAAAUAUUUUUUCCAUUUGGCAUUAAUCCAUUUUGCAUUUCUAAGUGUCAUUUCUUUAAUCAGUAGUCACUCUAGCAACUAAUGCUUUGUUGUGGAGAGAUUUCUAAGUGUAUUUACAUCAUUGCAAGCUUUUUAAAAAAUAAAAAUAAAAACCCUUAUAAAGAACUAGGUAUUCUUGUUUUUCUAAAGAUUAUUAGUAGUUAAAACUAAUUAAAUUAAUCAAGCUAAUUAAAACUAAAAUAGUUCCUUGGAGUAAUCAUUUCAAUCUAAGCAACAAUUCGUUACAUAUCAAAAGGAAUUUAUUUUGAAUAUAAUAGUAAAUUAAAUCUCAAAUAUUAAAAAAUACUGUUGUAUAUCAUUCCUUGUGUGGCAUUUAAAACUCUAUGUUUUAAAAUGUUUGAAUACAAAGAUCAGUCUGCCUACCUCUACUCUAAUUCUAGACAAAGUGUUAGUAAUGGAGUAAAAGGAAUUAUAUAUUUACAGACUAUUAUUAAAGUUGAUAGGAAUGUAAUGUAAAUUUUAAAAUGUUUUUCCAUUGGCAUUUUUUUAUUAAUGUAUUUUCAGAAAAAUGAAAAUCCUCUCACCACCAACUCCAGUUAGUUUUAUGUGCUUAUUCGGCUUUCAAAAUAUUGAACACCCAACAUAAUUUUUUAUUCAGUCUUUGCUUAAGAACUUUAUCAUUUAUGUUUCAGCAGAUACCAAAGUAAUCUUUGUUUUUGUCAAACUAGAGAAUAGUUUGUGAAAAUAAAAUACCUUAAUUUUUGAAAAUAAAAGAUAAAAUGAAGCAA